GGCACGCAGACCCCGAUGAGAGUCUGCCCUUCUCUCAUACAGCCCUGCAGGCACCGCAGGCCGCUCUCAGCUCUCCCCGCUCCUUCUCCUCUCCAGCAGCGCAGCCCAGCUCUCAGCCCAGCUCUCAGCCCGUCCUCGCAGGGAGCUGCUCCAUCACGGAUCACCCUCUGCUGGAGCUGGCGGCGUGCCGGGAUCCUGCUGACGCCGUCGGCUGGGCCCGAGCCGCCACGGCAGCGAGGGCGGUGCCGCGGGGCAGACGGCGGACGGUUCCCAUGGCGGCCGAUCGACGCGCUGAGCCCCGCGCCGGCCGCUGCACGCAGCAUGACGGAGCUGCACCAGGCCGUGGCCGCGGGGCGCCGCGGGCGGGCGGAGCGGCUGCUGCGGGCGGAGAGCUGCGAUCCCAACUGUAAGGACGCGGACUGGGCCGACUGGACCCCGCUGCACUGGGCCGCUGCCAGGGGGCACGUGGCGAUGCUGCGCCUGCUGCUGGCCCACGGCGCCCGGCCGUGCCUGCGCAACGCUGCGGGAUGGACCGCAGCCCACUGCGCGGCCGAGGCGGGGCGGCUGGCGGCGCUGCGCACCCUGCACGCCGCGCACGCCCCCAUGGACGCGGCCGACCCGUUUGGGGACACCCCCAGGAGGCUGGCGCAGAUCUACGGGCACACCGAGUGCGUCGCGUUCCUGGAGAUAGCAGAGGUGGAGAGCAGAAACUACCGCCAGACAGCAGCGAUGAGGGGAAUGCCUUUGGACCAGGUGGAUGAAGACUGGGAACUCAAGAAGGAGGAGCUGGAGAGAAACCCACCAUGUGCCCAGCACAGCUAUGCGACCUCUGUGCAGAAGAAGAUGCAGAGGAAGAGAAGGAAGCAGUAGUGUCACUGUGUGUUUGGGGCUGCUGAGAACUCAGUGCAGAGCAGAGGCACUGAGUAUCUCAGGGGAAACCUGGGUAGGCAGCAGCAGAGAUGGGUGCCGGGAUGAGCCUCUGUGAUGUGCUGCACAUGCUGUUGUGGUCAUGGGGUGGGUAGGAGUGCUUCUGCCUGCCCUUUAUGCAUCAGGUCUCAAAUAUCAGAAUCACAGAAUGGUUUGGGUUGGAAGGGACUCCAAGGAUCACGAAGCUCCAACCCCCCUGUGCCACGCAGGGCCACCAACCUCCCCAUUUCACAGCAGCCCAGGCUGCCCAGGGCCCCAUCCAACCUGGCCUUGAACACCUCCAGGGAUGGACGGGGCAUCACAGCCUCUCUGGGCAGCUGUUCCAGCACCUCACCACUCUCUCUGUAAAGAACUUUAUGAAUAUUGCAGAAGGUGCUUAAAUAUACAAAUGCUCUAAUUCACCCAAUUAUAUGCAAAUGUAUAGAAAUGAAAUUCACUGCACUCA
Molecule: messenger RNA, 1372 nt
Organism: Tympanuchus pallidicinctus (lesser prairie-chicken)
Lineage: Eukaryota; Metazoa; Chordata; Aves; Galliformes; Phasianidae
Gene: ANKRD66
Product: ankyrin repeat domain 66
Exons: 3
Coding region: 16-870 (284 amino acids)
Molecular function (GO): protein binding
Source: RefSeq, a predicted model, not a curated record